AUGCGGGUGAAACGGCCGAUCACCUGCCCCACACGAAGAUGCAACAAGCGUGAUCUACCACUCGCCUCAUUACCUCCUCCCCCUCUGGACUGGGGCAGAUAUCCCGGUCCCCACGAAGGACUCUCGCUCUCCAGCAUCAAGCAAGGGGCCAAUUCAGGACCCACGUGGCACAAUCAACAUGGCCACUGUCCCAGUGACUCAGCAACCAGCAUCAGGCCUGACAACACAGGACUGGCUCAUCACAUUCAACCAGAGAUAUGA
This is a messenger RNA of Pelobates cultripes (western spadefoot toad), 261 nucleotides long. The record is from the annotation of a GenBank genome assembly. Lineage: Eukaryota; Metazoa; Chordata; Amphibia; Anura; Pelobatidae.